AUGAUAAGCAAGGCUCUGCAGAUAAAAAUGAAUGGCCAGUGUUCAAAGAAGAGAAAAAUGGGCUUCGUUCUAAGGAAAAGCCUGGUGACCGAGAAGCUGAGGAAAAAGGAGAAUCCGAAAUUCCAGAUGAGACAGUGCUGGACAGGAGCUCAAAUAAAGAGCCGUGUGUUUAUAGAACUAACAGUGGUCAAUCCUACGAAAGACGAGGCCCGGGCACCGCCUGCGCCGUUUGAUCACCGCAUCGUGACAGCCAAGCAGGCCGCGGUCAAUGGCUUCUACACCGUGAGCAGAACUGAAAUCCUAGGAGGGGGGCGCUUUGGCCAGGUUCACAAGUGUGAGGAGAAAGCCACAGGUCUGAAGCUGGCGGCCAAGAUCAUCAAGACCAGAGGCAUGAAGGACAAGGAUGAAGUGAAGAACGAGAUCAACGUCAUGAACCAGCUGGACCACGUGAACCUCAUUCAGCUCUACGACGCCUUCGAGUCUAAGAACGACAUCGUCCUGGUCAUGGAGUAUGUGGACGGAGGGGAGCUCUUCGACCGCAUCGUUGAUGACAACUACAAUCUGACCGAGCUUGAUACCAUCCUGUUCAUCAGGCAGAUAUGUGAGGGGGUAAGGCACAUGCAUCAGAUGUACAUCCUCCACUUAGACCUGAAGCCUGAGAACAUCCUGUGUGUGAAUCGGGAUACUAAACAAAUAAAAAUUAUUGACUUUGGAUUGGCCAGAAGAUACAAACCCAGAGAGAAGCUGAAGGUGAACUUCGGAACGCCAGAAUUCCUCGCCCCUGAAGUUGUGAACUAUGAUUUUGUUUCCUUUUCCACGGACAUGUGGAGCGUGGGAGUCAUCGCUUACAUGCUACUCAGCGGUUUGUCCCCCUUCCUGGGAGAUAACGACGCCGAGACCCUGAACAACAUCCUGGCCUGCAGGUGGGAUCUGGAGGAUGAAGAAUUUCAGGACAUCUCGGAGGAGGCCCGGGGGUUCAUCUCCAAGCUUCUGAUCAAGGAGAAGAGCUGGAGAAUAAGCGCAAGUGAAGCUCUCAGGCACCCUUGGCUGUCGGAUCACAAGCUCCGCUCCAGGCUCAACGCACAGAAGAGGAAGAAUUGCUGCUCUGACGCCCAGGACCUGGUGGCCAAAUAG
Messenger RNA from Lipotes vexillifer (Yangtze River dolphin), 1134 nucleotides. RefSeq names its product myosin light chain kinase family member 4 (gene MYLK4). NCBI's taxonomy places the organism in Eukaryota, Metazoa, Chordata, Mammalia, Artiodactyla, Lipotidae. The transcript is spliced from 10 exons. Gene Ontology annotation, biological process: intracellular signal transduction; positive regulation of apoptotic process; protein phosphorylation. Gene Ontology annotation, cellular component: nucleus. Bases 1 to 1134 code for a protein of 377 amino acids. The record is from RefSeq and is a predicted model, not a curated record. Gene Ontology annotation, molecular function: protein serine/threonine kinase activity; ATP binding.